Ectocarpus siliculosus is the source of this 2855-nucleotide messenger RNA. Lineage: Eukaryota; Phaeophyceae; Ectocarpales; Ectocarpaceae. The record is from the annotation of a GenBank genome assembly.
CUCGCACUCCCCUCUCUCCUCUACCGUCAACUACAACGGACAGCAGUAAAUCAUGAGCGCAAUGACAGAGUCCGCCACACCGGCUUGCCCUUCUGAUGGCCGCAAGCACCCUCCGACUCGCAGGGGCAUCAUCGUGAAUGUCAUGGUCGAGAGCGCGGACAAGUUUGUCGACUUCAUGGGAAAAACCACCAAAGCCAAGGAGUACUUCCGCUUCCCGGACGAGGACGGCAAGAUCAUGCACCUCGCCAUAGACGUCGGCGGCGUAGCGCUGUACGUCGAGGAGCUCGGCAACAAGAUGGACACCGGCGCCAUCAGCACCCCUCACGCCCGCCUGCACCUCAACACCGACGACCCGAUCGGCGUUGGUGCCAAGCUGGUGGAGCACGGUGCCAAGGAGCUCACCAAGAUGGCCGAGCAGUUCUGGGGCGCCACGUUCGGUGUUUACCAGGAUCCGUUCGGUCAGAUCUGGUCGGUGUCAAACUCCACCAACACCAUCGAGGACGUGCCCAAGGAGCUAGCUCGCAAAGUCAUCCCCUUCAUCCUGGUCCGUGACUGCCCCGCCUACAUGACCUUCCUCACGGACGCCCUUGGAGCCGAGGCCGUGUCCCCCCCUGACAAGGCCCCCACCGGCAAGAUCAUGUGCGCUCAGAUGAAGAUCAACGGCGGCAUCAUCAUGGUCGCCGACCAAUGCGACGAAGACAGCGCGGAAGCCGCGAUGACCAUCUCCUACGAGAUCGGGAAGGACGAAGCGGCUCCCCUGGCCAAGUCCUUCACGGACAACGGCGGGGAGGUCCUCCAACCAGUGUCGAUGCAGUUCUGGGGACAAGUAUGGGGUCGGUGCAAAGACCCCUUCGGCCAACCGUGGGGCUUGUGCGAGGUACAGGAGGGGCCUGCUCCUUCCAAGGAAGACAUGGCCAAGGACAUGGAGAUGGGCGCCAAGUACGACUGGCGCUACACCUGGGUGGUUGAGGACAUGCCUACCGUGUACUGUUACGGAGCGAUGUCCACAAGUGCCGCGAACACCCCCGCCAUCAGCGAAGAGACCAAGAAGACGCUCCCCGCCGCCUUCGCGGGAGCCGCCGCUGCCGGGCUCGCCAUGGCCGCCCCCCCCGCUUCCGCCUACUACACCUGGGACCCUUCCCCCGGCGGGACCACCAAGUUCACCUGCGGACCCUCGGUGGCCGGCGGCGGCGCCUCUGCUUUGAUGAAGGACGUAAACGGAGACGACAACGGCCUCGGCGUGAGGACCGCCGGCGGCUGCAAGUGCGUGACGACGCUGCACACGGGGCCGUACGACGAGCUCAAGAAGUGCUACGAGGCGACCUUCGAGUGGGUUGAGGCUAAGGGUUACGAGUCGCGCAUGCCCGUGUUCGAGCUGUACGAGAACGACCCGAAGGACACCCCGCCCGAGAAGCUCAAGACCAAGGUCUGCAUCCCGAUCGUGGCCAAGGGCACCCCCAAGGCUUGAGAGACGCCCUGUUAGGUGUGGCAGCGUGGUAUGUCGUAAAAGUCGAGAGCGGAUGGGCGAACUCCCUAGUCUGCCUUGAUCUUGUGGGGUUCGUCGUCGCUCGCUCGCAUGUCUUAGGUCUCCGCCAAACCACUCCGAGAACGAGACUUGGGUGUCUGAAUCCUAGUGACGAAGCUACUGCGCGUGCUGAGUCCAUUGCGAGGCCUGAUGGAGAUUGAGGCUGCAUCUCCUGUCGGUUUCCUAAGCGAACAGCAGUACAUACCACUGUAUCCGCGUGUUUUCUGCAAGGGCAAGGGUUUUAUUGUCGUUCGUUGGUUGUCGACCCCGAACUCUCUCGCGUUUUUUUUCGUAUCGAUCGUUCGAUGAGUCGUACGAGCGUACGACGGAGUGAGUGUAGAACGGUCCGUUGUCUGUUCUUUUAGACCGUGGCGGGGCGGGAUUUACCAAUUGGUUCUUCGGAGAAUUAUUGUGUUGUCACGAGUAUUGGAAUACGUUGAACGUGUUCGUGGGGAAAUGUGGAUGAGGAGGUGAAGCACCCAAGCAACAAUGUCUGCGAAAAUGGGCACGCUGGCUUGCAGCAGUAGUAGUGGAUGCAUGAACUAUCUUGUUUCAUCGAGUGUAGGGCGUUGCUGCCAUCGUAAACGGUGCGCUGGAGGAAGUGUCGAUUGCUUGUUGGAUUUUGUGCUUGUGUUUGCAACACGUGCAUCAUGCGAUGCACGCGUGCGUGCGGUGGCGGAGGAACAUGGGGGGGCGGUGGAUUAAACUGUUCCUCGCUUGAGUUCCCCUUCCACCCCCUCUCGUGUCUUUUGUCUCGUAUGAUUUUUCCCCUUGUCUUUGUGCACUCUCUUGUUGUUCGAAUUCGUUGUAAUCUAUCUCUCGUUCCAUGGGCAGGUCGAACACAAGCAGUGGUGUCAUCGUGCACUUUAGAUCGCUUGCUGCCGACUCGUGUGUAGGGUACUUUUCGCUUGGUUGUCGUCAUUUGAUGGCCCGAAGUUGUGAGAACCGUCAGGUACACAUCGUCUGUCGAAGUGGGCUUCGUGAUUCUGCGUUGAUGUCGAGGUGUCUUUUUGACAGAGCGUGCCUCUUUCAUGUCCAGUGGUAGUGUACGUUGAAAGUCGAUUUGGUGUGUUUUUUAAGUAGGAAAUCUCCCGGGGUACUAGUUUGACUUGCGUUCUCUACACCUGCAGGCUGUUGCACAAGUGUUACCUUGCUUGUCGCGAGGAUGUUUACGUUUCGCUCUUUGACGCGGGAGCGAGAGACGUGUCGUUGGCUUUGUUUACUUGUUGCACCGCACCCGUUGUGAUGAUCCGGGCACUUCAGCAUCAGGCAAGUGCCCUGGGGGGAUGACAAGUGUGUCGAGAGUUUGACGUCUCACGGACACAAUGGC